CAUACAUCCAAGGAAGAGAUCAAUGAGAUGUCUCCUCUACCGCUCAUAUCUCACCAGACGGUCGUCCGCAGUCUUCACCCCGCAGUUCGUCUAAUAUACUGAGGUAAGCAGAGGUCGAAGCAACUCAAUGGCCCCGAAAGGUGAUGUUACUAAAAAGGCUGACCCAAAGGUACAGGCUGCAAAGGUCGCCAAGGCCGUGAAAGGUGGGACUACCUUCAAGAAGAAGGGAAAGAAAAUCCGCACCAAAGUCACCUUCCACAGGCCAAGGACAUUUAAAAAGGAAAGGAACCCUAAAUACCCCCGGAUUAGUGCUACUCCUAGGUGCAAGCUUGACCAUUUCCAAAUUCUUAAAUAUCCUUUGACAACAGAGUUUGCAAUGAAGAAGAUUGAGGAUAACAACACCCUUGUUUUCAUUGUUGAUAUCCGUGCUGACAUGAAGAAAAUUAAGAAUGCGGUCAAGAAAAUGUAUGAAAUUGAGACCAAAAAGGUCAACACUUUGAUCAGGCUUGAUGGUCCGAAGAAAGCAUAUGUGCGAUUGACUGCAGAUUUCGAUGCAUUGGAUGUUGCAAACAAGAUUGGAAUCAUCUAAACCCAAAACUGUAAUCUGUUGCAGCCCCAAGUCUGAAAUUGAAAGUUUUGUUACUUGUUUUGGAGUUGGAAGCUUGAGAAUUGCCCCUGUAGUAUUUCAGAGGUGUUUGAUCUGUUUUUUUUUUGCCAUUUCUAAAUUUCGAUUUGGCAGUGUCAUGUUAUUUUGGAGAUUAUGAACUUAAAU
Molecule: messenger RNA, 772 nt
Organism: Cuscuta epithymum
Lineage: Eukaryota; Viridiplantae; Streptophyta; Magnoliopsida; Solanales; Convolvulaceae
Source: the annotation of a GenBank genome assembly